This is a messenger RNA of Castor canadensis (American beaver), 593 nucleotides long. NCBI's taxonomy places the organism in Eukaryota, Metazoa, Chordata, Mammalia, Rodentia, Castoridae. The record is from RefSeq and is a predicted model, not a curated record.
ACCACGUGGACGAGCGAACAGUAUGCAAUGGAAUUGCUCCAGAAAAAGAUGUAGAUGGAUUUCAUAUUAUCAAUAUUGGAAGGCUGUGCCUUGAUCAGCAUUCUCUCAUACCUGCCACUGCUAGUGCCGUUUGGGAAAUAAUAAAAAGAACAGGAAUUGAAACAUUUGGGAAAAAUGUGGUUGUGGCGGGAAGAUCCAAGAAUGUGGGCAUGCCAAUUGCCAUGCUUUUGCACACUGAUGGACAACACGAACGGCCUGGAGGUGAUGCAACUGUGACAAUAGCUCACAGGUACACCCCCAGAGAACAACUGAAGAUCCAUACUCAGCUGGCAGAUGUUAUCGUAGUAGCUGCAGGUAUUCCAAAGUUGAUUACAACUGAUAUGAUUAAAGAAGGCGCUGCUGUGAUUGAUGUGGGUAUCAACUACAUCCAAGAUCCUGUGACAAGAAAGACAAAAUUAGUUGGAGAUGUGGACUUUGAAGCUGUCAAGAAGAAAGCUGGCUAUAUUACUCCAGUACCAGGAGGCGUAGGACCCAUGACAGUGGCAAUGCUUCUGAAGAACACCCUUCUGGCAGCUAAAAACAUCAUUUACUAG